AUGUUUGCUUAUGAAUGUUACUCAUUGCGUUCCUUGAAAACAGGUGGUUUGAUUGAUAUCCCAGCAGCCGCAUUUUAUUCAUGUUAUAAAUUAACUAGCAUAGACUUUACAUCUUUUACAUCAAUUGGUGUCAGCGCAUUUCAAUAUUCUGGUAUUGAAUCAAUUACAAUUCCAGCAAACUGCACUAUAAUUAAAGAAAAUGCCUUUGACCAUAGUGCUCUAUCAAAGAUCACUUUUGAGGCAAGAAUAACAGGUAUUGAAUUAACUAUUAUGUAUUGCGCAUUUUCAAAUACUUUACUCUCAAGUAUAUCAUUCCCGGUGGAAGUAGAAUUUGGAAAUGAUGAAUUGGAUGAGAGUCAUUGUUUGGCUAAUUGCAGCAAACUAGAGAGUAUUCAUUUUGAAGAUGAUUUUUAUAGAAUUCCAGCUUAUUUUGCGAAUUUGUGUACAAAUCUUAAGAGUGUUGUUGCAAAAGGUGUAACAACAAUUAAGAGAGAUGCAUUUCAUUUGUGCAUUAAUUUGGAAACUGUAACGUUUGAUAGAGUGACAUAUUUUGGUGCAUACUGUUACAGUUAUUGCUCAAAAUUGAAUAUGCAAUUUGAAGAAACACUUGAUGUAGAUUUUUAUACGAAUGCCUUUGAAUUUUGCGAGUCGCUCUCAUUUAGUAAAGUAUCAUCCAAUUGGAAAUUACAUGGUAAUGAAGUAUUUAAAGGAUGCAGUGGAUUAACCGCCCUAAAAAUUGCUGCACCACUCGUUGAAUCUACAUUCAAAGGUUGUAAAGAACUUAAAAGUGUUGAAAUUUUAGAAAACAUUACUGAAAUCCCCAGUUAUUGUUUCAAAAACUGCACAAAAUUAACGAGCUUUAAAUACACAAAUGGUCUCAAAUCUGUUGAUGAGGAAGCAUUUGCUUCCACUAGUUUAUCUGGAACAUUUGAUUUCACAGAUAUUUCUAUUGGUGAUUUUGCUUUUGAGAGUUCAGAAAUUGAAGAAGUCACCAUUGGAAGAGAAAUAUAUGAUUAUGUUUUUCGCAAUUGCACUAAAUUAAAAACGGUAUAUAUUAAUAGCAGCCAAUUUAAUCUUAGGUCAUUUAUUAAUACUUCUUCCGACAUUGAAUUCAAAUUGGGUAGUGGCGCUGAAGAUCUUAAAAUUGAGGGUAACAUUUUAGUCGGUUAUCCGGAAUAUAUAAAACCAGCGAAAAUUUUGACUGCUGUGCUUCCCAACUAUGAUGAAAAGUCUCUGACAAUAUCUAAAUUUACUCAUAUUUCUGAAUAUGCAUUUUCACUCUGCAAGAAACUAUCAGAAGUCAUUGCAGAUACUAAUAUUUCCUUCUAUGAAAACAAUUUUGCAUAUUCUAAUGUCGAAACAGUUGAAAUAAAGGAUUGCGGAAAUUUAUUUAUUCCAGAUAAUACAUUUACAAAAGCACACUCUCUCAAGAAGGUUAUAAUUUCAGCAAAAAUACUAGGAAUUGGGGAGGAAGCAUUUUCUGAUUGUUAUAAACUAAAGACUGUAGAGUUACCUUCAUUUGUUAAGGAAAUUCGAGAACGUGCAUUUUUCAAAUGCUAUUAUUUGAAAUCAAUAGAUAUAAGUAAUGUUAAUUUAAUUCAUUCCGAAGCAUUUAAAUAUUAA
Trichomonas vaginalis G3 is the source of this 1623-nucleotide messenger RNA. Its product is annotated as leucine-rich repeats (6 copies)-containing protein. Bases 1 to 1623 code for a protein of 540 amino acids. The record is from RefSeq and is a predicted model, not a curated record. NCBI's taxonomy places the organism in Eukaryota, Parabasalia, Trichomonadida, Trichomonadidae. The transcript has a single exon.